AUGACAGAGGGGCCCGUGCGGACAGACAGCGAGAUCAGUCGCGAAGACUCCAUCAUGGGCUCCGGUCAGAGAGAAGACAAGGACAGCAGAGCCGCCAGCCCAACAGGCUCCUUGGGCCACCAUCCACACUCGCCCCCCUUGACACACAACCCCAAGGAGAUCUGGAAGAAAGGAGGCCGCAUGUUCUCGGUCCUGCUGGCCAUCAAUUUGUUGCUACUGGCCUGCACCCUGGUGAGCAGUGCGGCCUUCAACAAGGUAGCUGUGCAUGACUACGACGUGUUUUUCAUGCUGACCAUCAUAAUGCUGAUCUGCAUUGCCUGGAUCCUCUUCUACCUCAUCGUCACCGCCAAGCGCCGGGACGCCAUCCUCUACAAGGACUCCCAUGCAGGACCUGUCUGGCUGAGAGGAGGCCUGGUUUUGUUUGCCAUUUUCACCCUCGUGAUGGACGUGUUUAAAACUGGGUAUUACUCCAGCUUCUACAACUGCCUGUCCGCCAUCAAAAUCAUCUACCCUCUCGUGCAGGCCGUGUUUGUGAUCGUCCAGACGUACUUUCUGUGGAUUUCUGCCAAAGACUGCAUUCACGUGCACCUGGAUGUUACCAGGUGUGGCUUGAUGCUGACGUUGACCACUAACCUAGCCGUGUGGAUGUCGGCCGUAACGGACGAGUCCGUGCAUAAAGCACACACAAAAUUCCAGAACUUAACAGAAGGAACACACAGAUGGAUCAUGAAAGCUGGAACGGCAAGUGGCUCAACAGAAGGCUGUAGCUGUAACACCCAAAUUUGCCAGAUCUUCCAGAGUGGCUAUUUUUGGUUGUAUCCCUUCAACAUUGAGUACAGUCUCUUUGCCUCUGCCAUGCUGUAUGUGAUGUGGAAGAAUGUUGGACGCCUCAUAGACCACCACACUCACCACAUCCACCAGCUGAAGUUCAGGCUCUUCAGAAGGACCUUCUUUGUGGGCAUCGUUUUGGGGCUGUUCAUACUGGUGAGUGGCCUGGCUGUCCUUAUUGUUUAUGAGGUGCAGGUGAAUAGCAGCGGCCAGCCAGACAAGAAGAACGAAGCACUCAUCAUGUAUUACACCUUCAACAUAGUUUGCCUGAGCCUGAUGUCUCUUGUCUGCAUCGGAGGUUCCAUUGUCUACAGGUUUGAUAAGAGAGACAUGGACCACCACAAGAAUCCAACCAGGACUUUGGACAUGGCCUUAUUGCUGGGGGCUGCCUUGGGGCAAUAUGCGAUCUCCUAUUACUCCAUUGUGGCUGUGGUGGCCAGCACUCCAAGGGAUGCCAUAAGUGCCCUCAACUUGACCUACUCACUGCUGAUGAUCGCCCAGCACACCUUCCAGAACAUCUUCAUCAUCGAAGGCCUUCAUCGGCAGCCCCCAGAAGAUGACCACAAAAUUCAUCCUCACCGGAAGGACCUAUAUGGACUCACCUUUGUCAACAUCAAUGCCGUAUCCCUCCGCGUCCCCGAAAGCAGCAGUGCCCUGCCAUCCCCCUUGCCCCACGGUCAAGGUGCGGUAGCGAUCCAGACUUCAGAUGUGGUGCAGUCCAUAAUGGUCCCCAAGAAGGUGAAAUGGAGGAGGAAGUUCCUAAAGGAGAUCUCCUUGUUCCUGCUCCUCUGCAACAUAAUUCUCUGGAUCAUGCCAGCGUUCGGCGCCCGGCCACAGUUCGACAACGACAAGGAACUCAACUUCUACGGCUACUCGAUGUGGCCUGCCAUUGUGGACAUUUGCCUGCCCUUCGGGAUCUUCUACCGCAUGCACGCAGUGGCCAGCCUGCUGGAAGUCUACAUCAUGUCUUAA
This is a messenger RNA of Chrysemys picta bellii (western painted turtle), 1800 nucleotides long. It is a transcript of the gene OTOP2, whose product is annotated as otopetrin 2. Gene Ontology annotation, cellular component: membrane. Lineage: Eukaryota; Metazoa; Chordata; Testudines; Emydidae. The record is from RefSeq and is a predicted model, not a curated record. Gene Ontology annotation, biological process: proton transmembrane transport. Gene Ontology annotation, molecular function: proton channel activity.